AUGGCGCGCUCACGGCGCUUGCAGCGCAUGUCCAGCGGCUCCAGCAGCAGUUCCGCCUCGACCUCGCCUGAGCGCGGCAUUGACGAUGACAACGACUCUUUCAUGAUGCAGGCAAAUGACUCGCAAUCCUCCCUGGGAAUGGACAUGUCACCCGAGCAGUCGCAGACCGAAGCGAUGCGGCGGGAAUACGAAGAGCGAUGUCGAGUCUCUCCCGUGCACCGACUGCCCGCUGAGCUCCUGAUUAGCAUCUUCUCCCGCCUUACAUCGCCGCGCGACCUCCAGAGCUGCAUGCUCGUGUCGAAAGAGUGGGCGAGAAACAGUGUCGGCUUGCUGUGGCAUCGUCCCGCCAUGAGCAAGUGGGAGAGCAUACACAGCGUGGUACACAGCAUACGCAAGGGCAAGAAGACAUUUGCGUACCAGGAUCUGGUCAAGCGGCUGAACAUGUCCACACUUGCGGGCACAGUCAGUGAUGGGACGCUCCUGGGAAUGAUGGACUGCAAGCGAAUCGAGCGCCUGACUUUGACCAACUGCUCCAAGUUGACCGAUCUGAGCUUGCAGCCGCUUGUCGAUGGGAACAGGAGCUUGCUUGCUCUGGAUGUGACCGGCUUGGACCAGCUGACAGACCGCACCAUGAUCACGGUGGCAGACAACUGUUUGCGCUUACAAGGGCUAAACCUGACGGGCUGCAAGAAGCUCACAGAUGAGUCCAUCGUGGCCAUUGCGAGGAGCUGUCGUCACCUCAAGCGCCUCAAAUUCAACAAUUGCGUCCAGCUGACGGACGUUGCCAUAAUGACCGUUGCUACGAACUGCACACAUCUCCUGGAAAUCGAUCUGUACGGUUUGCAGAACCUAGAGUCUCCUGCUGUCGCUGCCAUUCUCACCUCUUGCCUGCACCUGCGGGAGAUGCGCUUGGCUCAUUGUUCGCGAAUCAACGACUCGGCGUUUCUGGAGCUCCCCAACGACCCUGAUCUGCCCGUGACUUUCGAUUCUCUGCGCAUUCUAGACUUGACCGAUUGUGGCGAGCUCGGCGACAAGGGAGUAGAGAAGAUCAUUCAGUCUUGCCCGCGCCUCCGGAACCUGAUCCUUGCGAAGUGCCGACAAAUCACUGAUCGGGCAGUCUUUGCCAUCACGAAGCUUGGCAAGAAUUUGCAUUAUAUUCACCUGGGACACUGUGCUCGCAUCUCCGAUAUCUCGAUAGAAGCCCUCGCAAAAUCCUGCAAUCGCAUUCGCUAUAUCGAUCUUGCGUGCUGCAGCAACCUCACAGACAAUAGCGUGGUGAAGCUAGCUGGCCUCCCGAAGCUCAAGAGAAUCGGACUGGUUAAGUGUGCUGGUAUCACGGACCGAAGUAUCUACAGUCUAGCGGUCGGCGAAGUCCGAAACGGCCGAAAGGUCAAUGGGAUCAGUGUCCUCGAGAGAGUCCACCUCAGCUAUUGUACUCUCUUGACUCUGGACGUAAGUAUUGGAAUCUGUCUCGAGUAAGGUUCUAACUGACAAAAUUCUCAGGGCAUUCACAUCCUUCUGAAUAAUUGCCCGAAGUUGACACACCUGAGUCUGACGGGAGUUCAAGCAUUCCUCCGCGAUGAGCUUCUGGCGUUCUGCAGAGAGGCGCCGCCGGAAUUUAAUGAACACCAGCGAGAUGUCUUCUGCGUUUUCUCUGGCACCGGCGUCGCGCGACUCCGAGAGUUCCUCAAUGAGCAGAAGGCUCAUGCGGCGGCCACCGGAUCCGUCACACCGUCCGUGGCCGACGACAGCGACCUGAUCGAUAUCGACAUAGACGACCACAAUCCCGACUCAGAUGGGAGUAACACGCCCGUAGUCAAUGUGGACGUCCACCACAACUACCCACACGGCUCAACGCCGAUCGUGUCUGGCCCUCCAGGACCUGUAGCGUUUCAUCCGAUUGCCUCGAACCCAAACCAUCAACAAUAUCACCCUUCGCAGGGUCACGGAGGCGCAAGGCCCUCUAAUCUCAGCCAGAGUGCGCCCGCUACCACAGGAGGUGCGGUCUGGUCUGGAGGUCAUACUACUGUCCUUGUCCAGCAUGGUGGUGCCGCACAGCAUGUGACGGGGAUGAUGGGCGCCACUGUCCUCGACGAAGUCGAAGGCGAUGAGGCGUUUGGAGAGGGAAGUGAGACCAUGGGCGACUAG
Messenger RNA from Lecanosticta acicola, 2148 nucleotides. Lineage: Eukaryota; Fungi; Ascomycota; Dothideomycetes; Mycosphaerellales; Mycosphaerellaceae. The record is from the annotation of a GenBank genome assembly.